CUACUAAUCUCAAGCCCAAGCCGACACUUGCAUCAAGAUGGAGCCGAAAAGGGCCGCCUCAACGCAAAGUCUCCGAACCGCGAUUCGCGCGGGGCGCAAAAUGACGGCCGGCGACAGGCAGGGUCCGACCUCCUGGCGCAGCUUACCGGACCUCAUCGAGGCCGAGAUGGCCAGGCGCCGAGUGAAGCCUACCGAAUCGGCCGUAGUUCUUUUCCAGAAAAACGUCAACUUUUUUCUGGGCAUGUUCUAUGCCGCCCUGAACAGUGCGCUGGUCGGAGUCAUUUCGGUGUUCAUCAAAAUUCUCUACGACAUUCCGACGCUCCAGCUCACCACCAUGAGGCUAGCGGGUAUCCUCAUCUUCUCCAUCCCGCUCGUCAUCUACAGCGGACAGAACCCGUGGGGUCAAAGGUCCAACAGGAUUUACCUGGUCUUUAGGGCCACCGCUGGGUUCGCGGGUCUGUACUUCCGUUUCUGGUCCAUGAAGCUCAUCCCACUCUCCGACGUGGCCGUGAUCCUGGCAUGCCUUCCAGUCUUCGUGACGGCGCUCGCGAGGGUCUUCCUCCACGAGCCUUGCGGAGCCACAGAUGUCCUCAUCCUGUUCCUCACCAUGUCUGGACUGAUAAUGUCAGCUAAGCUGCCAUUCCCGUUCGCGCAGACGUCGAAGGAGAGCAAGUCGGACCCCAUGAGGAGCAGUGGUAUUCUAUUUGCCUUACUGUCCACGGUCUUUGGCGCCAUUAAGUUCCUUAUCAGCAGGACGGUCCGGUGCGAGCACCACUCGGUAACACUCUUCAUGUAUGGUUUCGUGGGAGUCAUCGAGUGUCUUCUACUUUCCGCCGGUACUGAGCAGUACGUUCUGCCCAGGUGCGGCCUGGGGCGAGUCAUCUUCGUGUGCUUCACCGUGUUCAGCUUUUUAGAGCACAUGAUUCUCAUCAAAGCCCUUCAGAUGGAAAACGCAGGACCAGUGUCGGUGGUGAUCGCAGCGAUGGAUGUUGUGUUCAUGUUCGCUGCGGAACUCAUCCUUUUCGGGAAUAUCCCGGAUAAGUACAGUUUCGCGGGGGCUGCCUUGGUAUCCGCCUGCGUCUUCUUGUCCAUGGCUAAGAAGACAGUUACAGAGGCUGAAGAGGACUCUCUGUUCAAACGGCUCUUCUUCUGGCUGGCCUACUGAGAUAAGACAUUCAGCACAGACAUAGCUCGUUCAUCUCUUGUGUUCGAAUAUUUUAGUCUAUACGACCGAUUAAAAAUAUAUCAGUGAA
Molecule: messenger RNA, 1253 nt
Organism: Ixodes scapularis (black-legged tick)
Lineage: Eukaryota; Metazoa; Arthropoda; Arachnida; Ixodida; Ixodidae
Product: solute carrier family 35 member G1-like
Exons: 1
Coding region: 38-1165 (375 amino acids)
Cellular component (GO): membrane
Source: RefSeq, a predicted model, not a curated record